ACUGCGGGUGGGGGUUGGGGGAUUCCUCUUCCUGCACUUCCCACUCCCCCCUUGCACACCCCAAGGCGUCCCGGGUGCCUUGUCUUCGACUCUUCCCCUCCCCCUCGGGUUUGAGAUGGGUGGGCGGCUUUGCGUGGGCCGAGGAUUUCAGGGUUUGGGGGGCUCCCCGGUUCUAGGUCAUGCCUGCUGCCCUCUUCCUUGGCCUGCGUUGGCUGAGGUGUUCCUGUGGUGGGCGAAAGUCAGUACAUUGGCUACUGGCCUUGGUCCUUAACCCUUUGGGUCUGUUUUAAGAUUCAUUAAAAGAAGAAUGAACAGUAAUCCUUGAAGAUAACUGGCCAGUUUUUCUUUAGGUAUCAUUUUUAACUGUAGAAGUUCAAGUGGAGUGAGAGGCUCUUGCUGGUGUGAGGAUUUAUUCAAGUCUUCAGGUUGUCGACACAGACCAACAGAUCAUUGUUUUUAGAGAAGAAUUUUUUUUCUUUUUUUGGUGUCCUUGGUGCCAAAAAUUAAAUUUGGGUGCAUCAUUUUGACUUGUGUUUGUGUCUAGGUUUUAUGAUACAGUAAUCACAUAAACUUUUCAUGUGUUUUGCUUAAAACCAAACCAAACCAUUGCAUUGAACCUGGACAUCUUGAAUUGAGAGGAUUGGUAACUUUAUUUUAAUACGUAUAUCCGAAGAAUUAAAAAAGAAAAAAAAAAACUUCCUCAGAGGUGUGCCUCUUCAAAUCAUAUUCUUUAUUAUUAAAGACAAAACAAGGAAUUUUUAGCAUUUGUAGUGAAAUUAUACUAGAGUAUAAGCAGAACCAAAACAAAGUUGCAAAAUCUAUUCAUUAGGGAGAUCUCUCUUUGGAAAUUUAAAUUUUCUAUGAGAGUAAAUUACCAUAAGUAUUGGUGUAUAUCGCUUUUCUCUCUUCAAAUAAGCAACUAAAUAACAAUGCAAAUCUCAGACUUACUUAUUUAACCGUAGUUUUUAGCAAUGGAAAACCUACAGACAAAUUUCCCCUUGGUUCAGGGUUCCAAUAAAAAACUGAAUGGGAUGGGAGAUGAUGGCAGCCCUCCAGUGAAAAAAAUGAUGACAGACAUUCAUGCAAAUGGAAGAAUGAUGAUCAACAAGAUGCCAACAGUAAAGAAGGAACACUUGGAUGACUAUGAAGCGCCCAUGGAAACUAAUGGAGAGCAUGUCAAGCGAACCUGUGCCUCCGUGCCUGAACCUUUGCAUUUAAAUCCCAGUUUGAAACACACUUUGGCACAAUUCCACUUAAGUAGUCAGAGCUCUCUGGGUGGACCAGCAGCAUUCUCCGCUCGGUAUUCCCAAGAAAGCAUGUCACCUACUGUAUUUCUGCCUCUUCCAUCUCCUCAGGUUCUUCCUGGUCCACUACUCAUCCCUUCUGAUAGCUCCACAGAACUCACCCAGACUGUAUUGGAAGGGGAGUCUAUUUCGUGUUUUCAGGUUGGAGGAGAAAAGAGACUCUGUUUGCCCCAAGUCUUAAAUUCUGUUCUCCGUGAAUUUUCACUCCAGCAAAUAAAUACAGUGUGUGACGAGUUGUACAUCUAUUGUUCAAGGUGUACUUCAGACCAGCUUCAUAUCUUAAAGGUCCUAGGAAUACUCCCAUUCAAUGCCCCAUCCUGUGGGCUGAUCACAUUAACUGAUGCACAAAGACUAUGUAAUGCUUUAUUGCGGCCACGUACUUUUCCUCAAAAUGGCAGCAUAUUGCCUGCUAAAAACUCAUUGGCCCAGUUAAAGGAAACUGGCAGUGCCUUUGAAGUGGAACAUGAAUGCUUGGGCAAAUGUCAGGGUCUGUUUGCACCCCAGUUUUAUGUUCAGCCUGAUGCUCCGUGUAUUCAGUGUCUGGAGUGCUGUGGAAUGUUUGCGCCCCAGACAUUUGUGAUGCAUUCUCACAGAUCACCUGACAAAAGGACUUGCCACUGGGGCUUUGAAUCAGCCAAGUGGCAUUGCUAUCUUCAUGUGAACCAAAAAUACCUAGGGACACCUGAGGAAAAGAAACUGAAGAUAAUUUUAGAAGAAAUGAAGGAGAAAUUUAGCAUAAGAAAUGGAAAGAGAACGCAAUCCAAGAUAGAUACACCAUCAGGAAUGGAAUUACCAUCAUGGUAUCCUGUUAUAAAGCAAGAAGGUGACCAUGUUUCUCAGACACAUUCAUUUUUACACCCCAGUUACUGCUUAUACAUGUGUGAUAAAGUGGUUGCUCCAAAUGUGUCGCUUACUUCUGCUAUAUCCCAGUCUAAAGAGGUCACAAAGAUAGAGGCGAGUAGAUCUGUACCAAGACAGUCAGAGAAGCCUCACAGUGGUGGGAAACAUCAAAAAACAGUGUCUUAUCCAGAUGUCUCACUGGAGGAACAGGAGAAAAUGGAUUUAAAAACAAGUAGAGAAUUAUGUGGCCAUUUAGAUCCAUCAGUCUCAAAUAAUUCUACAAGUAAAAAGAAACCUGAGUCUACCACUUGCAACUUAGUCCGAGACACAAGCAAGGCGGGAAUUGACCAUGAUGCUCUAGCUUCAUCUUCACUUCUUGUCAAAGAUGUCAUUUGUGAGGAUGAUAAGGGAAAAAUCAUGGAAGAAGUAAUGAGAACUUACGUAAAACAACAGGAGAAACUGAACUCAAUUUUGCAGAAGAAGCAACAACUUCAGAUGGAAGUUGAAAUGUUGAAUAGUUCAAAAGCUAUGAAGGAACUCACUGAAGAACAGCAGAAUUUACAGAAAGAGCUCGAAUCUUUGCAGAAUGAACAUGCUCAAAGAAUGGAAGAAUUUUAUGUUGAACAGAAAGACUUAGAGAAAAAAUUAGAGCAGGUAAUGAAGCAAAAAUGUACCUGUGACUCAAAUUUAGAAAAAGACAAAGAGGCUGAAUAUGCAGCACAGUUGGCAGAACUGAGACAGAGAUUGGACCAUGCUGAGACUGAUAGGCAAGAACUCCAAGAUGAACUCAGACAGGAGCGAGAGGCAAGACAGAAGUUGGAGAUGAUGAUCAAAGAGCUAAAGCAGCAAAUUGUGAAAUCAUCAAAGACGGCUAAAGAAUAGAAACCUUUAAAGAGAUUCAUCUGUGUAUUCCCAACAGGGUUUAUUUUUGUUUGUUUGUUUGCUUUGGUAGUUGAAUUCUGAACAAGUUAUCUGCAUGAAGAUUACUUAGCAUUCUAUCCAUUUGUAGAUCAGAGAAAGUGAAGAGAUUAUAUAUUAGUACAUAAAUUUUUACAUUUUUCCAAAUGAAUGAAAAUGUAUGUUUCUUUGUACUUUUUUUUCAACCAGCUUAGUAACAGUACUAUAUGGUUUCAGCUAUUAGAUAAUCUGCCUAUAUUUCUAAUACAAAUUUAGCAGUCGUAUACUUUUUAAAAGCUGCGUUAUGUGAUGGAAAAUAGUUGUGACCAGUUUUGUUAUCCGUAUCUCAUACUCAAUUUUAGAUACAGUAGUAACUUCAUGUUUCAGAUAUAUAGAGCUAUUCAAGGAGUUGAAUCUCCAUUUUUUUCAUUAACAUAAUCUCCUUUCUAAGUUGAUAUAGUAUGCUCAUUAUUAUAUACAAAAUUUGCUUUUAUUUUGUUCCUAUUGUGGAAUGAAUUUUCAUCAGUUCUCUUUAGUGUCUCCUAAAAGACGUUUUGUCAGAAGAGGAAUUUCACUGACGAGGUUACAGCACACCCCAUGGGCAUAGUGGGGAAGGAUAACGUGUUUUGUUAUACACUGCUGCUAAACACAAGAAGCAGUUGUAAUUUGUUUUUUGGUUUAAAUGUGGUUAUAGUUAGAAAAAUUUUUUUAUGUAGCAACUUCAGAAGAGGAAAUAAAAUGGAAUAAUUUUUGAACUUUUGUUUAUGUUGUUAAUAGUGGUGAGAAAACAUUAAUGUUCUUGAGGAAAACUGAUAACCAUUGAUGUACAUCAGUUUCUAUACAAUCCAUAAUCCUCCUGUACAGUUUUUAUAUGUAGUUAUGGGUCUUACUGAAAUUUAUAUAAUGGAUUUGUUUUCCUUAAUGGAUUUGUUUUCCUUUAAAUUGUAAAAUAUUAAACACCUUGAAGGUUAUUUUGGACUUUUGUAUGUUUAAAUGUUAAGUCUUACCAAAUUUGCACGGAUGGACCAUUUUCAAUUACUACUUAAUAUCAAAAUCAGGUAUUUACAGUCAACUGAUAGUGUAUGAUAGGUUAAUUUAGGGAAGUUUAGUUAUCUGCUACUAAAAGUUUUUAGAUAAUUUUUAGAAGUCAAAGGAAUUCCAUAGUUUGGGGUAGGGGCAACAUCUUCUGCACUUUUUUUUUUUUUUUUUGCACAGAAAAGUCUAUCAUUCUUUAAUGGCAAAUUUCAUAUUAGUUAAUUCUUGGCUUAAAAGAUGUUAGGUAAAAUUUCCAGUGUGCAUUUUUUAAAGGAAGUUUUCUGAAGCUACCAUUAAUUGACAUUAUUAUCCCAUGAAUUUUAUGUCUAUGUUCUCACAUAAGGGACUGUAUGAAAUUAGUUGAGAGCUAAAUUUAUAUUUAAAAUAACUCAGCUACCGUUAAGGUUAUAGUCCCAGCAUAGAUGAUAGAAACUUGAAUGGUAUAGAACUUCAAAAAUCAGUGAGUUAUCUAUCAUUUAGCCAGUUAUUUCCAUAUUUUGCUUAAUGGUACUUACAUGUCCUAAAAGAAUUUUUGUACUUCACAAAGUAUAGUUUCUUUGCUAGGGUGUGAUCUAAAUGUGUGUUUUCUAUUUUUCAUUUAAAUGUUACUGUAUUAACCCUAAAAUUUAAUUUGUUGAUUCUUGGAAUCUCCUUAAGGAGGAACAAAUGUUAAAAAUAACAUACCCUCCUAAUACCUUUUAUUUAGAUCCAGAGAAAGAAGAAUCACAAAGACAUUUUAUGAUUGAUACAGUUUCAUUUUAGUUGUGAAUUAGUUGUGUUACAGCUAAGCUUUUUGGGAGACAAACUCAAGCCACUAUAAUUUCACUUAUUUUUCUCAUUCACUCAAAAUCUUUCUACUUAUGUUAUGCAGUGAAUGGUAAGCCAAGUUCAACCCAAAACUUCUAAAAUAAAUUGCUUAAACUUUGAAAUAUGUUAUUUUAAGAUUUUAAGCAGUUCUUAAACACCUUUAAAUUAUCAUAAACUCUUAAUUUAGAAUUGAGUAAAGGAAUAUUUUUUCUAGUCCUUCACGUAAGGAAAACUUGCGACGUGAAAUUGUAGUCUUCAUUUUCCAGAAGAUACGUUGAUGUGCCAUAGGUUUCUGUCUAACUUCCUUGGAAAUAGUCUUUUAGUCCAUUGUAAAUAUUAUACCUAUUCUAGCUGAAAGUAAUUUUAAGUUAAACUGCACCACAUAGCUUGAAAAUAUAGAGAUUUUGUAUACUUUAAAAGUGACCUCUGCUAAAAAAGCUUAUCCAUAUAAACUUAUUCUAUUCUUUGCAUGCUCAUUUUGAGUGUUGGUUGCUAGCUUAAAGUUUGUUUUGGUGUUAGUUUUUGUGUGCCAAUUCAUUAGGCAAGGAGAUUUUUCCUCAGACUUUGUAAUAUUAUUCUUUUUAGAAAAAAUAUAAAAAUAUUUACUUUAAAAAGCUGCAUAAAAGGAACAGCCUAUGAAAAGUGCUAGAGCAUCUUUAGAAGGAAGAAAAGAUAGAAUGUUAGCUUACUGGGUGAUGGGUGAUGCUUAAUUUGGGUGAUGAUGGUUUCUAUACUCUAAACUUGGUGAGAAAAAGGUACCAAAUCUGUCAAGGUAGUAGAUGUAAAACCUGCUGUCAUUGAGGAAGCUCUGAACCACCCUGAUUUCACAGUUGCAACUUAUAACACUGUGAAGGGAUGUGACCAACAGCGUAAGUUUGGCUUGUGUUUUAGUUUUGUAAAGCAUAUUUUUUUGCUUGAAUUUCUGUGUCCAUGAGAGUUAGGAUGUUUUAUGCUUCUUGAACUAAUUUUAUAACAUAUUUAAUAUAUUACCAGUUGAGAUAUAAAAUCAUUUGUACAUAAUUGAAUUAAAAACCAGUUACUAAAUAGGUGAAAUAGACUGAGUACAAUGAUAUUUACAGGUUAGCCAUAUGUUUUGGAAGUCAUGACAGAAUAAUUUAUUUGCACAUCUAUGACUUCUGUUUGAAGGAAAGUAAAAUAAGGAAACUCCAGUAAUAGGAAACAUGCUCAAGGUAUUUCCCUAAAAUUAAUGGUAAAGCUGGUGCUGAAGGUUUUUGAUCAGCUUCUAAAAUUUUCUUCUCAAUGACUUACGUUUUGAUUGCUUAGGGAAGAAUCCACAUUUUUAUUUGCUCUAUGCAUUUAAUCCUCACGACAGGACGUUAAAAAUUACUAUAGUGAAAAAUUGUGCUCAUACUGUACAUCUAUUUCUGUGCUUGGAACUACUUGUUAAUAGUUUUUAUUGGAGCUGUCAGCAAUAAGGGACACAUUACUGCUGUAUUAUACAUUGCGGGGUUGAAUAAUUUAAACAGAGCUUAAAUUUUUUUCUAGUAUAGGAUACUUCAGCAUUUCCAUUAUUGGAAGAAAUUUGUAUGGGUAUUCUAUAUUGCAUCUUGUUUAAAAGGACAGUGUUUUUUUUUUGUAAAAUCUUUCCAUUUUAAAUGGCUUCUAAACUACAUAAUGCAAUUUGGAGCCUGUUUCUUUAGUAAUAGAAUUAAGCGUCUUAUAUAGUGCUACUGUUUUUAAAUUACAAAGCGAUCAAAUGUAAAAACUGAAAUUUAAAAAUUAAGCCCAGAAAACAAAAUAGUGUAUUUAGUUGAAUGUAAAAGGAAUUUAUAAGAUUUUUUCUUCAAUAGAGAUACCUCACUUGAAAAUAAAGCACAGCGUACUUAAAGUAGUUCUAGAAAAAAAAAUCCUACAAAAAGAAUUGCUAAAUCUAGGACAACUUUUGGGAAAUUAUAGAUUGGGAGAAAUAAAAUAGACUUGCUUUUAACCAUCCUGUGAGAAGUAUUUGUUUAUCCCGAUAAUUUUAAGCCAACACAAUAGUCUUAAAUUAUUUCUGAAUUUCCAAUCUGUGAAGGCAGUAAAUAUCUGUUCUGCAACUGUUGAAAUUGUUGACUACAUUGACCAUAAUUCAAUUUAAAAUUUUGCCAAUGAUGUACAGUUUUAUGGUUAAAAUUGCUGUGGUUGGUUGCAUUACAUGACACACAAAACUGUCCUCUACCUCACGUGAAAUAAAUAUUUUAUAUGGUUUUACUAUAAAACAAGACUCAUCUAUCUGGUCACUUAGUUUACAAAUUUUGAAUUAUAUUUAUUGAAAUAUGACAUACUGUGCUCUUAGCUUAUACCUCAAUUGUAUUUUGUGCUGUUUUCCAUUUUCAUGCCUUGUAAAUAACUUGUAUAGGUUGUGGAUUAAAUUCCAAAUAAAAACUUUUAAUGCCA
This is a messenger RNA of Diceros bicornis minor, 7280 nucleotides long. RefSeq names its product SKI like proto-oncogene (gene SKIL). Gene Ontology annotation, biological process: negative regulation of BMP signaling pathway. The record is from RefSeq and is a predicted model, not a curated record. Gene Ontology annotation, cellular component: nucleus. Gene Ontology annotation, molecular function: SMAD binding; DNA-binding transcription factor activity, RNA polymerase II-specific; RNA polymerase II cis-regulatory region sequence-specific DNA binding. NCBI's taxonomy places the organism in Eukaryota, Metazoa, Chordata, Mammalia, Perissodactyla, Rhinocerotidae. The transcript is spliced from 7 exons. Bases 972 to 3026 code for a protein of 684 amino acids.